Dendronephthya gigantea is the source of this 1531-nucleotide messenger RNA. RefSeq names its product nuclease-sensitive element-binding protein 1-like. The record is from RefSeq and is a predicted model, not a curated record. Gene Ontology annotation, molecular function: nucleic acid binding. Lineage: Eukaryota; Metazoa; Cnidaria; Anthozoa; Malacalcyonacea; Nephtheidae. Gene Ontology annotation, biological process: regulation of gene expression. Bases 117 to 1235 code for a protein of 372 amino acids. The transcript has 9 exons. Gene Ontology annotation, cellular component: nucleus.
CUUUAUAUUUUGUAGUUAGCCAGUACAUGUUAAGAGCAAGGCGAAGGAAGUGAGGGAAAGUUUGUCCACCAUCUAGGCGCCGUAUUUGCGCUUUAAAUGUACCAUCAAAAACACCAAUGAGUAAUCCAGAUAACACCGCUGCCGAGCAAGCUCCUGAGAAAAACGAUCGGGAAGUUUUGAACGAAGACGACUCCAAGCUAGGUGAUAAAGUCACGGGGAAAGUGAAAUGGUUUAAUGUUAGGAACGGCUAUGGUUUUAUAAACAGAGACGACAACAACGAAGACGUGUUCGUUCAUCAGACUGCUAUCAUAAAGAAUAACCCCAAGAAAUAUUUGCGAAGUGUUGGGGAUAAUGAGAUUGUAGAGUUUGAUGUUGUUGAAGGUCAAAAGGGAAAGGAGGCCAAAAAUGUGACAGGCCCCAAUGGCACUGCUGUGCAGGGAAGCAAAUAUGCCCCUGAUAGAAGAUCUAGAUACAAUCGGCGCAGAAACUAUAACAGACCUUGGCAAAGGCGGCCCCGACCUGCAAACACUGAUGGUGAAGGUGGGAAUGAGGGAGAUCAGGAAGAAAGGGAUGAUGGCAACCCACCUCCCAGAGACCGCCGAAGAUACAACAGACGUCGCUACAAUCCUCGUAGAAGACAAGAAAACCAAACAGAUGAUAGUGCCCCUGAUAGAUCAGGCAAUGAAAAUCAACCUGACUCUGAGCAAAAAGAGGACCACCAAGACAGGCGACCACCACCCCGGCGAAACAGACGUAGACCUCGUCGUCCACCAGCCGAUGGUCAUCAAAGUGAUGGUCAACAGGUAAGUGAUGCACCGCAUAGCGAUGCCCCACCUGGUGACACUCACCAGGGUGACCAGCAAGAGGGUGAAGGCCAGCAAAGAGGUGGACCCCCGCAGAACGGUCCUCGGAACUAUCGACCUCGGCAGAAACGCAGACCAUACUACCGUCAAAGGCAGCCGCCACAGGACAGGGAUGAUGGCCAUGACCGCAGCAGCCCACAGGAUGGUGACAGAAAUGGAGUGGACCAUGAAGAACCAAAUGACCAUGACAACGAGGAACACAAAGAUGGCCAGCGUCCUCCCCCUCGCCGCAGACGACAGCAGCCAAGAAGAAGGUAUCGUCCACGUAGACAAGAUGAUGGUGGAGACCGUGGUAAAGAACUAGAGGAAUCUGCCCCUCCACGGGAGAACGGACCGCUGGAGGAACGUGCCUCCCCCGAGAAUGCAAGUUGAACACCGCGACGUACCGCCCGCGCACAUAUAUGGCUCCGUAUUUCUUUGUAUUUUGACACGUUCGCGCCUUUAUUAAAAACACCUUAAUUUAUAUCUAUAGAGUUCUUUUCUCCGACCGCACUUUGUUGUGAUAGCGAGAUAUUUUGAUAUUCGCGGCAGGUUGAGUGCUCUCGGGUCGGGAAAAGCCCCGUUGUAUGUAUGUAUCUUUGUUGCAAACGUAGUAUAUGCUAAAUAAUUCACCUGUAAUAAUAUGAGAAGCCUGUGGCGGUACGGAAUAAAGAUUUGUUAAAAAAGUG